AUGGACUGGGAACCCAAAUGGGAAGCAAUCGAACAUACCAGGGCCGAAGGGGAGAGAGAGCUGUUGCCGAUGUUCCUUGAAUGGACCAGUCGGGAGUUCCAGCGCAGAAUCCGCUCCGGAUCGGUUGGGGCCAAGUCAGCUGACCUUCUUCGUCAAUCGAUUGCGAUGAUCCCAAUCGACGAGUUUCUUUCCCGGAGAGAUUCUUCUAAACUGCGGAAGCUGUGGCGGUUGUCUGUUGUUUUAAAGCCGGGGUGA
This is a messenger RNA of Penicillium psychrosexuale, 255 nucleotides long. RefSeq lists its product as uncharacterized. The transcript has a single exon. NCBI's taxonomy places the organism in Eukaryota, Fungi, Ascomycota, Eurotiomycetes, Eurotiales, Aspergillaceae. The coding region runs from base 1 to 255 and encodes 84 amino acids. The record is from RefSeq and is a predicted model, not a curated record.